Dimorphilus gyrociliatus is the source of this 2595-nucleotide messenger RNA. Lineage: Eukaryota; Metazoa; Annelida; Polychaeta; Dinophilidae. The record is from the annotation of a GenBank genome assembly.
ACAGUUUGGGACAUUCGAUUAAAUAUGACGAUUAAGGGAAUAUCAACUACAGCUUUAGUAUUAAUCCUUUCAAGCCUUUUAGUCUCUUGUAAACAAAUUAUAGAAACGCCAGAUAGUUUCUCAGAUUUCUCGUGUAAUAGAGAGCAGGGCACUUGUCCGGAAAACUGGUUUGAACUCAGGGACUUUUGCUCUAGAGAUAUCUAUAUAGAAAAUAAAAAUUUUCGAAAAUCUUGGAAAUCUGCAGAAGAAUACUGCCAGUUAUGGAAUUCUACGCUGGCUACUUUCCAAACUAAACAAGAGGCAAUAGAAUAUGCAAAAUGUUAUCUCUCGGAUCAUGAUGAUAGAAAUUUCUGGAUCGGUUUGAAAAAAGAUCAAGGAACAUGUAAAAAAUUCAAAUGGUUAAAUGGCAAUGAAUUAGAGCAAGCAGAAGCUAAUUGGGAGAGUGGUCAACCAAAAAACACUGAAGAUGAACAAUGUGUAUACUCUUCCGUAAAAGGAGGUAAAUGGAUUGCUGAUAAAUGUACUGUUGAAUUGAAUUGGUUGUGUAAAGCAAAUAAAACCUUUAUUCAAGACCCUCAGCUCCCUAAUAUCCCAGAUGAACCAUGCAACAACGACAAAUACAAAGAUUGGAAACUCUAUGAAGAUUUUUGUUACAAAUUUCCAACUGCAAAUUCCGAAAAGAAAACAUGGAUUGCUGCAAACGCAGAAUGUAAUAAAGAUAAGGGCACUUUAGUUACCCUUUCUGGAAAUCUAACUAGUACAUCUAUUUUCUUGAAAAAUCAUCUAAAGAAAAUUCCUCUGAAUGACGUCAACAUAUGGAUUGGAGCGAGAUAUCUAAUUUCAGAAAAACUUGUAUGGAUAGACAAUUCGAGCCUUGAGGAGGAAAACUUUGAAAAUCCUGUGCCAGAACCUCGAGACGGAUUUUGUGUUGUGACAAAGGCAAAUUCAAAAUCCGACAUGAAAUGGACAAAUUAUCAUUGCUCAAAUAAAUAUCAUUAUAUUUGCAAAAGGAAAAAGGACGCAGCCAAUGUACCACCGUCUCCUCCUCCUAUUCCAACUACUGGAUUUUGUCCACACAAUUAUAUUGAAUUUGAUAAUCUCUGUUAUAAUUUUGUUGAAACUCCAAAACCUUAUGCUAAGGCCUCGCGUGAAUGUUUGUUAGCUGGAAUUCAUUCUAGGGAACAACAAGAGUUUAUUACUAGCCAUAUCAGAGAUCGUCAUCAUAGUAACGAACGCUUUUGGAUAGGAUUAGAGGAAGAAACCGCAAACAAUUUCUGGUGGAAGGAUAAUACUGACUAUGGAUUCGAAAAUUGGAAUAAACCUGCGGGAGAUAACCUUCAAGAGAUGAGAUGCACUUCAGUUCUGACGGAUUCAUCCAGAGCUGGAAAAUGGUUUGCGGGAAAUUGCACAGAAAAACACUCAAGUAUUUGCGUGCAACCUAAAGGGAAUCACACUGAAGUAGAAAGCAAUUGUCCUCCUAAUACCGUCAAAUAUAUAGACUCAUGCUAUAGAAUUGUUACAAACAGAAAACUUAAAUGGGCAGAGGCUGAAGAGGAUUGCAGAAAAACCAGAGAAUCUUUUAUAAAUUCUCACUUGACAUCCAUAAAUAGCGUAUAUGAGCAAAGCUUUUUUUACAAUUUCGUAAAAAGUGCUCCAAAUUCAAAUUCUCUCUGGUUAGGAUUAACCGAUACAGGGCAUAAUGGUACUUUUAAAUGGACCGACUAUCGUCCUUUUCACUAUAAAAACUGGAAGUCAGGUCAGCCUCAUAAAGAUCGGGAGGGUUGUGCUUCUAUUACUGAAGGUGAACAAUGGAGUCAUGAAAAGUGCGACGAGGAAAAAGGAUUCAUCUGCAAAAUGAACAACAACACUUAUACGACUGUCCCUCCUCCAAAUGGCAAUUGUCCGAAUAUCUCUCCAGGAACUACUUGGUUUGAUUAUAAUGGAAACUGUUUGCUCUUCCAAAUGACCGAAGAUAAAUCGGAAACCUUCUCCGAUGCUCAAUCAGAAUGUAAAAAAUUCGAAAGCCUCUUAUUAAGUAUUACGAGCAGGGAAGAAGAUAAUUAUAUCUUUGAGUUCAUACGGCAGCAUUCAGCAAAAAAGUAUAUUUGGUUAGGCUUAGAAAGGAAUGACACUUGGAGAUGGUUAAAUGGCGAUGAAUUGAACUAUACAAAUUUUCGAAAAGACCACGAGAAGAAGGGAAGAUACGCAACUAUAUCUAAAUCAGAUGGAAAGUGGGAGACUUUUGAUAAAGAACCUGAAAAACUACCUUAUAUUUGCGAAACGAAAGGAUCAUCCUCAUCGCCAACCUCCCAACCAACCUCCCAACCAACCACCCAACCAAGCUCAAAACCGCCCACAUCUAAGGUACCUCCAAAGAAAAGCUCAGGAAUGAGUCCCGGUGGAAAAGCAGCAAUUGCUUUGGUUGUAUUACUAAUAUUGGCUUUAUGUGUAGUAGCUUUCCUACAAUACCGCUACAGUGAUUCUCCUGAAAUAAGAGACAUGAAAAAUACAAAUUAUUCAUCGCCAGCCCAAAACACUUUCAACAAUCCUAUUGGAGGAGAUUUAGCUUUUGACGAUCGUUAUGCCGUACCAUAA